AUGGACGAAGCUGCCGCUUUAAUAAACAAUUUCUUGAAUGCGCACGACUGUUCGAAUUCAAAAUCAAGUGGCGCACGUCAAAAGCGUCAAGUGUACCAUGAUAAAACUUACCCUGGCAAAAGAUGGUCAAAAGGGGUUAACUACUUCUUCGAUAACGGCAUAAGUGAAGAGGUGAAACGUGUAUUCACAAAAGCGGCAGAACAGUGGAUGGACAACACAUGCAUUAACUUCACGCUAAGCGAAUCUUGUAAAGAGCACAGCGAACGCUCGUUGAACCAUAGCGUUCUUGCAGGUGACAGCAUUCGUGUCGGAACAGCUGCCCAUGAGAUUGGUCAUGCCCUUGGUUUCUUCCACACGCAUUCAAGACAUGAUCGUGACAAGUAUAUCACACCUGACUGGCUUGACCAAUUCUUACUGGAGACGACUGAAACCAAUAACAAUUACGAUCUAACAUAUGACUACGGAAGCCUGAUGCACUACGGAACAACAAGUGCUACCCGCAACGAAAAACCUACUAUGGUACCUACUCCGGAUGCACGGUACGGAGAAACUCUGGGAUCUCCUUUCAUUUCCUUCUAUGAUUUGCUUAUGCUCAACAAGUACUACAAUUGCAUGUACGCAUGCAAAGGAACGAAAACGGUGUGUCAGAAUGAGGGAUUCCCUAAUCCUCGUCCGUUGCUCAGAAUGCAUAUGUCCCAAGCGGGUAUGCCGGACGAUUGUGGUAGAGAAGUGGAGGCGACGGACCAGUGGAAUAAACUUGUAGACAGUGUAGGCGAAAACACCAUUUUCACUGCGCGAGAAGACUUCAAGAAAUGCCAUUAUUGGAUCAAGAAUUCGAAACCUGGAAAAAAGAUAGAAGUCAAACUUGCUUAUUUCCCUGCUUCACUUGCCGUCGAUGGAUGCAAAUAUGCCGGCGUUGAAAUCAAAACAGACCCAGACAAGCGUCGCACCGGUUACAGGUACGCUGUUGCAUUCUGCUUCAAGGACGAUAUCACUACACUCAGGUCGACAUUGAACAUUGUCCCCGUAAUAACAUACAACAGACUCUACUUCACAGGAGACAGAGCUGCUUUACCACGCCGUCUAAUUACAUUUGCUGCUGAUGUUGUGAAUAUUGCUGCAGUGGAUUUCAAGAUCAGACCAGUUGCAGGUAAUUAUCGUCUAAAAGGAGAACACCUCAACUACUCAUUGGUAAUCGGAAAUUUGUGCCUAUUUUGUAAGUAA
Molecule: messenger RNA, 1224 nt
Organism: Cooperia oncophora
Lineage: Eukaryota; Metazoa; Nematoda; Chromadorea; Rhabditida; Trichostrongylidae
Source: the annotation of a GenBank genome assembly